Rodentolepis nana is the source of this 1740-nucleotide messenger RNA. The record is from the annotation of a GenBank genome assembly. Lineage: Eukaryota; Metazoa; Platyhelminthes; Cestoda; Cyclophyllidea; Hymenolepididae.
AUGGAUUGCGAUUCUACAGUUUUAGAUAGUAUUGAGGCCGUGCGUGCCUAUAUCGAGAAUUGCUUCGCAAAUAGCUCCCAAAGAGAAAAAUUCCGGAAAGUUCUAGAAGAGUUUGUUGAAAUAGGAAAUUCAAAUUCUGCCUGGUUGAACUCAUUCCUCGUUGGAUUAACCUUUGUCUACAUUCUUAUGAUAUGUAUCGGCUUUACGGGAAAUAUUCUUGUUAUAAUUGUCGUCAUAUGCAAUCGCAUUAUGCGUGCUAGUCCAAGGAAUCUUUUCAUUUUCAAUCUGGCAGUUUCAGAUUUGAUCCUCUGUAUUGUCACACAACCUCUCAAUAUCUAUCGAAUCCUUUCAACUCGGCAUGGAUGGCAAUUGGGACUCCCGAUGUGCAAACUCUUCUCAAUGGUGCAGGCUAUGAAUGUGUACGUUUCCUCGAUGAGUAUUACCGCCAUCGCCUUAGACAGAUUUCGAUUGAUAAUGAAUCCAUCUCGUCAGGAUAUCAACGUUAAAACAGUCUACGUGAUAAUACUUUUCCUUUGGAUCCUGGGUUUCAUCCUUUCCACACCAAUUGGGGUAUUUGCAAAGGUUACUAUGGCUAAUGGUCAUUUGAUCUGCUCUGAAACUACGACUGACUACAACAUGCGAAUCACUAAAUUGGUCUAUUCUAUUCUAAGCAUGAUCUUGCUUUAUGGAACUCCGGUGACUCUUGUCAGUAUUGCCUAUGCCCAGAUUUGUAUUCGAGUGCAUAGGAGAACAAAGAACAAGGCGCCUCGACAAACAACCCCAAUAAUUCAACCCAUAGAUGAAAAACCCCUUCAUGUUCAACGCGAAAACACUGAGUAUUCCGGUGGUCAAGAUAGUUCUCCUAAUCGACCUUUGCCCAACUCUCGUAUUUCCGACGUGGGUCCACUCUGCUCUUAUUUCACCCCAAAAAACUGCCCCGAUGAACCCGCAAACGCCAACUUGGCUGGAAGACGGAAAGAGAGAAUGAAACGACGUAUUGACAGGCAUAGACGAACCAGUAUUCUCCUUGCCAGUGUGGCUAUAUUUUUCGCCAUCUCCUGGCUGCCAAUGAACAUUGUCAAUCUUCUACUUGAUUUACGGGAACUGACAUUUCAAGUCCUAACUGGCGAUUAUCCCCAAGAUCAAGAAGAAAAGGCCAAUAUUCUUCUUCCGCUUGUUACAACUCCUGUGGAGGAAACCUCCUCCCCGGUACUUCCUCAAACCUUCCAUCCUCUAGGACGAGUUGAAAACUCACUAAGUCUGAAGCGGGAAACAAUUCUUGUCAUUCAAGCAAUAUGUCUACUUUGCGUCCUCAUUUCCGCAUGUAUCAACCCCAUGCUCUACGGUUGGUUAAACGAAAAUUUUAGACGUCGAUUUAUACAACUUCUCCGGUGUAACAAAAAUGCCAAGUUUGCAUCGGGUGGUACGGCACAGAGAAGUAAGCCCUGGCAAGUUUGCAAGAAGCGAAGCCCCUAUGCUCUUUGGCCUAAGGCCUGCCGUCGAAAGGCUAAGCGUCACUCCACCCAUUCGGAUCAACUCUCCGCCUCCACUUACCACCCAACAAGUCAAAAGACCAGUUUCUACGAUGCCCAGACAAAACGUAGCCACUCUCUUGAUGGUAUUGCCCGAAAGUCUUCCUUGACGACCAACUUUGACGACACAAUACCUGUCCUCCUUCUUCCCACUGAAUCUAACCCACACUGUGGUAUCCUUCUUGAAACUGACAUCGACGCCAAAUAA